AUGGCACGCCGAGCCUCCUCGAAUGCCCAGGCACCCCACCGCGGUGAAGUCUUCUCCGUAGACGAUGGUAUUAGCGAGGUUGAGGCAGAGCAGAUUGGACGUAUGCAGAACUUCCCUCAGGCAUCCACGCUGCGAAGACGCGCUAUGGCCCCGGCCCUAAGCCGCGUGCAUUCGAGCCGAGACGACGACGAAGAUGUCGAGCAGAAUGAAUCACGCCUAGGAGGCGACCCGGCCGAGGAGAGCACCCCAAUUCCAACUCCUGCGCCGAUCGAAGAUCCUAUCGACGAGGAGACGACUCCCGAAGAGGACAUAGGCGGUGGCGAUGACGAAGACGACGACAUUAGUGACGCGGAGAGCUUUACACUCAAGGAUCGGCAACAGGCCAUCAACGAGACACAUCCAUUCGGUAUUCGGUUGUGGAAGCCUGCGUUGUACAAGAAAGAUAGAUCGGUCCAGAAAAAUGCCGAAGGAGACAUUCAUAGCUCCCCGGGCGGACGAGUCAGCCACUGGCUUCUCUUCUUCAACAUCGCCUGGACUCUGUGCUUCGGUUGGUGGCUAGCCCUCAUUGCAUUUGUCGCUGCCGUGGUCUGCUUCCUUUUCGCUGCAACACGUAGCGGCCGGGAAUACGGGCAAGUCCUCUGGGGGCUCGCCGGCUAUUUGCUCUACCCCUUUGGCAAGUUUGUCCGGCUGGAGCAGCAGGAACCCUACAUCGACGAGGAUGAGGGUGAAGGCCGGAGUAUAAGUGAAUACGAACAGUGGCAGAGCGGCGACCUGGAAGCAGUGGGUUUGAAAUAUUGGAAAUAUACCAUUGACGGUACCAACAUCUUCCUCAUCAACCUCAUGGCCGUUGUGCUCUUUGUGAUCUUCGACUGGCUUGUACUGGACGGAGUUCUACACAUCGAGAACUUCAUCACAUCACCCGCGUUUCUCUUCGUCGCGGCCCUGUUCUCCAUCAUCCCCCUGGCAUACUUCAUUGGCCAGGCUGUGGCAUCUAUCUCGGCCCAAUCUUCUAUGGGUCUGGGUGCUGCCAUCAAUGCCUUCUUCUCCACAAUCGUCGAGGUCUUCCUUUACUGUGUUGCCUUGAAUCAAGGAAAGGGGGCUCUGGUGGAAGGAAGUAUCAUUGGCUCCAUUUUUGCCGGUAUCCUCUUCCUGCCUGGCCUCUCCAUGUGCUUCGGCGCUAUCAAGAGGAAGACGCAACGCUUUAACGCCAGGUCUGCCGGUGUCACAUCAACCAUGUUGCUUUUCGCCAUGAUUGGUGCCUUUGGGCCUACCCUUUUCUAUCAAAUUUACGGCACACACGAACUCAACUGUCUGGAUUGUGUCAACUACGGUCAUCCUAAUCAAGGGUUUUACCUGGAAGCUGUGCGACCAUACUGCUAUAUGGCUGCGGCAAUGCUGUUCCUCAGCUAUAUCAUAGGUCUGUGGUUCACGCUACGUACCCAUGCUGCGGUCAUUUGGAAUACGGAAAUCGACGAGAAGAAGCAUGAGGAACACGUCGCUCCACGGGCAGCCAUGCAUACUGGGGCUGAGGCUACUGGCGCGGAUAUCCGUGACUCGCAUCUCUACAAGCGAAUUUUGGGGCAGUCCCUUAGACAGGUCGGACUUCCGCCUCAUUCAGAAGAUCAUUCCCGUCGUGAGCACACUAUAAAUACCAGCCUCCGGGGCAACGGUUCUGUUGCAACUCCUCACGUCGUCCCGCCCAAGACAGAUUAUAUGCGCGGCGCCGUUCACUUUCCUGGAUUCACAGAUGCAGAGUCUGAUCAGUUUGUGCAUCAAGUGGCCGAGAUAGCAGCCACUGCCGCCACGGUUGCUGCUAGAGACGCACGUGGUCUCACACGACAGACAUCCACUACUGGCACAGUUGGUGCGGCAUCCAUCAGCAAGGGCACGAUUGGGUCUGGAAGCAUCAAUCACAGACCGACUCCAAUCCGGACUGCAACAUUCCAUGAUCAUGAGGAGGCUGCCGAGGCCGUUGCCCAUAGUGGUGCGGCGCACGGUGGACACGAUGCUCCAAAUUGGAGCCGACUCAAGUCUGCCGUGAUCCUAAUGGGGGCUACCAUACUAUAUGCGAUCAUUGCUGAGAUCCUUGUCGACACGGUGGAUGUGGUUCUUGAAGGAUUUGCAAUUGACGAAAAGUUCCUGGGUAUUACGCUGUUCGCCCUCGUGCCGAACACGACGGAAUUCCUGAACGCCAUUUCAUUCGCCAUGAACGGCAACAUCGCACUAUCCAUGGAGAUUGGAUCGGCAUACGCGCUACAAGUCUGCCUUCUCCAGAUUCCUGCGCUUGUCCUGUUCUCUGCCAUCUAUCCCAUGAAGCUACCCUCGCCGGAUGUGGACCUUGCGCACUACACUUUCUCUCUACUGUUUCCACAAUGGGACAUGGUCACUGUCAUCCUCUGCGUGUUUUUGUUGUCGUACAUGUACGGCGAAGGAAAGAGCAACUACUUCAAGGGCAGCAUUCUGCUGCUCAGCUACUUCGUUGUCGUGGUUGGAUAUUAUCUUAGUGGCUACAGCGAGGAGUCAGACGCUGUCCACGGCCUGAGCCGAUUCGACACCUGGGGUGCAGACGGAUGGCAGAGCUACGGCGUGAGCGAUGAGUCUUUCAAGACAGUGGGGAGGAGAAGCACCGGCAUGGCGUUCUAA
Molecule: messenger RNA, 2643 nt
Organism: Phaeoacremonium minimum UCRPA7
Lineage: Eukaryota; Fungi; Ascomycota; Sordariomycetes; Togniniales; Togniniaceae
Product: putative calcium permease protein
Exons: 4
Coding region: 1-2643 (880 amino acids)
Biological process (GO): intracellular calcium ion homeostasis; calcium ion transmembrane transport
Cellular component (GO): endomembrane system; membrane
Molecular function (GO): calcium:proton antiporter activity
Source: RefSeq, a predicted model, not a curated record